CUCUUCCUUUUCUUUUCUUUUAUUUUUCUCUGCCUAUAAAUAAGUAGCCACACCCUCUCACAUAUGCCCUUGUCCUUCUCCCUUGUUUUAUUUCUUCUGGCAAAAUAGUAACCGCUCUCUAGUCUCUGUGCUCCUUUCGUAACCCAACUCAAUGGCCAAGAAGAAGAACAAGAACAACAAUAACAACCAUGAGCACGAGCAUGACCACAAGAAGGAAGAAGAAAAGAAAGAGGAAGUAGUAACACAAAAGAAAGAAGGAGGAGACAACAAGAAGAAAGAGGAAAAGAAGAAUCCACUGAACGUAGUUCUCAAGAUCGAAAUGCACUGUGAAGGUUGCGCUUCUAAAAUCAUCAAACUGACUCGCGGUUUCGAGGGUGUAGAGAAUGUUAAAGCAGAUACAGAAUCAAACAAAUUAACGGUGAUUGGAAAAGUGGAUCCUAUUCAGAUUCGAGAUACUCUCCACUUAAAAACCAGGAAAAAGGUCGACCUUAUAUCUCCUCAACCCAAAAAAGACGACGACAACAACAACAAAAACAAAAACAAAGGUGACAACAACAAAGACGACACCAAGAAACCAGACAACGCCGAUAGCAAGAAACAAAAAGAGGCACCGGUAACGACGGCGGUAAUCAAGGUGGCAUUUCACUGCUUGGGUUGUAUAGAGAAGAUUCACAAGAUCCUUUCUAAAGCUAAGGGUGUGCAGGAGAUGACGCUGGACAAGCAGAAGGAAACGGUAACGGUCAAAGGAAGCAUGGACGUUAAGGCGUUGACUGAAGCUUUAAAGGAGAGACUUAAAAGACCUGUUGAGAUUAUGCCACCUAAGAAAGAGAAAGAUGGCGAAAAAGACGGCGACAGUGGCGGCGGUGAAGGGAAGAAAAAGAAGGGCGGCGGCGGUGGUGGUGAAGGCGGAGAUAAAGGAGGAGGUGGUGGUGGAGGUGAUGUGGCUCCUAAAGUGGAAGGGAAUAGAAUGGAGUAUUUGAUGCAGCCUGGAUUCGGAUAUGGUCCUGGAUACGGAUAUGUGGGUCAACCAGUUCUUGGAAAUGGGUACAUGGGUCAGCCUGUGCCUGUCUCUAUGCCUGUUCCUAUGUAUGGAAACGGGUAUAUGGGUAUGCCUCAACCUAUGCCUGUUCAUGACUAUGGGUACGGGUAUGGACAGGGGCCAGCUCCGGGUUAUCCAGUGCACAUGAAGUUUAACGAUGAGAAUCCAAAUGCUUGUUCUGUGAUGUGAGGGAAGGGAAGGUUAAUUAGAUGGAGAAUUUAAAUAAGUGUAAAUAAUGAAAUAGAGAAGAUUACUAUGGAGAAAGGGAAUUUUGGGGUUGGGAGGGAUUUUGCUUUUGCUUCUGGAUAUCAAUUAUCUACUUCUUCUUUUUUCUUUAGUAAUAUGUUUUAAUUUACUAAUUUUGUGGAGACUUUUGAAUAUUAAUUAAGGUAAUAUUAUUAAUUUUCUA
Ricinus communis (castor bean) is the source of this 1448-nucleotide messenger RNA. RefSeq names its product heavy metal-associated isoprenylated plant protein 3. Bases 152 to 1228 code for a protein of 358 amino acids. The transcript has 5 exons. Gene Ontology annotation, molecular function: metal ion binding. The record is from RefSeq and is a predicted model, not a curated record. Lineage: Eukaryota; Viridiplantae; Streptophyta; Magnoliopsida; Malpighiales; Euphorbiaceae.